This is a messenger RNA of Ectocarpus siliculosus, 291 nucleotides long. The record is from the annotation of a GenBank genome assembly. Lineage: Eukaryota; Phaeophyceae; Ectocarpales; Ectocarpaceae.
AUGAGGGUCACGCGGGCGAAGCAGUACCGGAAGCACCUCCGCUUCUUCAGAAUCGUCUACGGGAUCUCUGCUCCGUACAAGGUAAUUCUGGACGGCAACUUCAUCCAUGGAUGCAUCUCCUCAAAGGUCGACAUCGAAAAAAGAUUGACCAGCGUCCUCCAGCUUCACUACCACUGUCCCGACAUCCACAAUGCCGAUGCUGCCACAACACUGACCCGGCGACCCGGGGAGCUCGACCUCGCGAACGAUCCACACCGCCAAACGACUAACCCCGACCCAUCAAACCCAUGA